AUGUGUUCUACAGCUCCGAGGAGGACCUGCAGGUACUCAUUCGUCAUGAGUCAAGGCGACCGUAAUGACAAUGUUGGGAAGGAUAUCGAAGUUUCUUCCAUGAGUGCGGCGCUGGCGACUCCUUUAGUCGAUCUGCAUGCAUGUGGGAUCUGUUUCCAGCUGUAUGAUGAAUCCGAACGAUUACCGAAGGUGCUCUCAUGCGGUCACACGAAUUGCCUUACAUGUUUGAGUAGCUGGGUGAAGCAUAGUUCGUCACCAUUUCCUGUGUGUUCUAUUUGUCGAAGAGUUACUCGCAAACCAGUGAGGCUGCUGCCUAAUAAUUUCCAACUUCUACAAGUACUACGGAGAAUGAAGCUAACUUCUGCGGAAUCACAGGAGACUGUGCCAGACGAACAGCAGAAUAUAUGUUCAACAGAGACUGACAAUACUUCCCUCGAAAUGUCUGCAGUGUGCGACCAAGUUGAUGAGCAUAUGCAUGAGAUAGCAUCGCUAUUGGAAAAUCAAAUGGAUGCUCUCAGCUUGAAUCAAGAAGAUUCAGUAUCUAGCGAUCAGGGUCUGCUAUUUCGUAUGAUUGAGAAUUCUAUUGCGGAUCUACUGUCGCGAUGGGAGUCAACGAAAAGCUACAUGUUAGUUGCUGAAAAACGGAAAACCGACCGCUCUUCUUCACAGGAAAGUAUUUCUAUGCCCACAGCUCUUAGUGAGAUAUCUGCUGUAUUAUAUGACGCGCUUCAUGACGAAAUCCCAAGUGUACUGGAUUUCUUGCCGUUUCGAGUGCCUUCAAUUGAUGAUGUGCGGGUACCUCCUUCAGAAACUAGUCAGUUGGACGGCGUCUAUGAUUAUUUCGGUGGUGAAGAAUCUGACACCCUGACGCAUGCUUACUCAGACUUCUCCCUUUUUGGUAGUGAAAGUCGUGAUACUGCAGUAAGCACUAGCCAAUCAUCAUCACGAGAAGGCCUUUCUUAUUUCGUUGGUUGGGAAGAGAGUUCAGUUUUUCCCCAUAUAUCGACUUUCCAUGGACCUGUCACCACCUACUCACGCUGUUCUCUGUGCCAGUGCCGUUUAUCGACAAGUUUCGCCAGUCACCAAACACACGUUCGUGGCAGACGUCACCAACAGGCGAUUGGAGGCUUGACUAUUACGAAUCCAUCCAGAAGACUACGACGACGACCUCAAGAUGAAUCAACUCAAAACAAUGGUUCUUCUAUUAAUCAAAGUAAUCGGCCUUCCAGCGCCAGUACAGGCGUAGCUGCUGCUCGUUCUUACGAGCCAACUUCUGCCCUAGCGUCUGGAAGGAGAAAUAAUUCGGAAGGGUCUAUGGAUCAAAUGCACUCCUCUCAUCAAGAGAGCAAUCCUAGACAUUCAAGAAGCAGUCGAAGAAAUGGAAGAGUUCUCAUGCGAGAUGAACCAAGUUUUCAAAAUUACAAUUCGCAAAGAAACAAUCAAGCGUCAGGAGCACAGAGAGGUGCACGCACUAUGGGGCAAACUAGUCGACGGAACACCACAAGGACGCCAAUUUCUCGGCAUUCGGACAAUGCAGAACCUAACGGAGGAAAUCAAAACAGUUGGAUGGCGUAUCUCAUAUAUCCAGUCGAGGUUCUACACUGUUAUUCUUUUACCAGUCUGAACGUGCUGCUAAUGCCGGACUUCAGACUUUCAGUGGUGUUCGCUUCGCUCACCUUCACUGAUCGACAGAAAUUAAUAGUAGUGGCAUUUUGGUAA
Messenger RNA from Necator americanus (New World hookworm), 1719 nucleotides. RefSeq lists its product as uncharacterized. NCBI's taxonomy places the organism in Eukaryota, Metazoa, Nematoda, Chromadorea, Rhabditida, Ancylostomatidae. The record is from RefSeq and is a predicted model, not a curated record. The transcript has 13 exons. Bases 1 to 1719 code for a protein of 572 amino acids.